Molecule: messenger RNA, 456 nt
Organism: Miscanthus lutarioriparius
Lineage: Eukaryota; Viridiplantae; Streptophyta; Magnoliopsida; Poales; Poaceae
Source: the annotation of a GenBank genome assembly
AUGCGGUACUUCGAGACGUCCGCGCCGGCAGCGUUCGCCGAGCUGCUCGGGCGCCAGGCUGAGGUGGGGCGGCCAGUGACGUACGUCGUCGGCAACCCGUUCCUUCCGUGGGUGGUCGACGUCGCGGCGGAGGCGGGCGUCCCCGCCGCGGUGCUGUGGGUGCAGUCGUGCGCGGUGCUCUCGCUCUACUACCACUACGCGCGCGGGCUGGUGGAGUUCCCGCCUGAGGAUGACACCGACGCGCGGGUCGUGCUCCCGGGCCUCCCGCCGCUGUCCGUUGCCGAUGUGCCGUCGUUUCUGCCCCCGUCGAACCCGUACAAGAUGAUCGCCGACGCGAUACUGGGCCAGUUCCGCAACGUGGACAAGGCGGCGUGGCUGUUCGUCAACUCCUUCACGGAGCUCGAGCGCGACGUGCUCGCCGCGCUCCCGGGCGUCACGCCGCGCCGCCGCAGCUGA